Molecule: messenger RNA, 1056 nt
Organism: Saxophila tyrrhenica
Lineage: Eukaryota; Fungi; Ascomycota; Dothideomycetes; Mycosphaerellales; Extremaceae
Exons: 2
Coding region: 1-1056 (351 amino acids)
Molecular function (GO): hydrolase activity
Source: RefSeq, a predicted model, not a curated record
AUGGCAAUCACUGGAGAGGAUCGAAAGCGCAUGGGCACGCCAGAUCCCGAUCUGCUGAAAGCGAUCGAGAAGAGCCCAUUCCCAGACCUCACAGGCGGCGACCCGAACGCAGCAGUAGGCGGCGCCAUUCGACACAACCGCGCCGACCACCUGUCCAAACUCCGACACCUAUACCCCAUCCCUGGUCCCAUCCCAGAAGUCGACGAAACCGAGCACCAAGUCCCAGUCCGCGAUGGCUCAACCAUCCGCAUCCGUAUCUACACACCAGUCACGAAACCCUCCAGCGGCAGCCCGCUCGUCGUGAUGUUCCACGAAGGAGGCUGGUGCAUGGGCGACCUAACAGACGAAGACCAGAACUGCCGGCUCUUCGCUCGAGACUUGCGAACUGUAGCGGUGAACGUCGAGUACCGUCUUGGACCCGAACACCCUUUCCCCACGGGUGUCCACGACGCCUUCGAUGUGGUGAAGUGGUGCGCAGCGACCGCUACUCCUUCCUCCUCCACCCUACCGGCAGACCCAAGGCUGGGUUUCAUCGUAGGCGGCGCAUCGGCCGGCGGCAACCUCUCCGCUGUCGUGAGCCAGCUCGCUCGAGAUGAAGGGCUAAGCCCUCCGAUCACAGGACAAUAUCUCUGCGUUCCCGCGCUGCUGUGGCCGGACGUAGUGCCUGAGAAGUGGAAGGCUGAGUACCGGUCACGCUUCGAGUCGACUGAAGAUCCGGUCUUGAAGCUUGAUCCGAAGAGUGGCGAAGGCGUGUUGAAAGCUUUGAAGCCGGACGUCGCGAGUCCGCUGUUCUCGCCUUUACUCCAUGAAAAUCUGAAGGGCUUACCGGCGGCUUACUUCCAGCUGGCUGGUCUUGACCCGUUGCGGGAUGAGGGGCUGUUGUAUGAGAGGGUUUUGAGGGAGGAGAACGGUGUACCUACGCGGCUUGAUGUAUAUGACGGAUUAGGUCACAUGUUCUGGACCAACUGGCCGGAAAUGGAGAGGAGCAAGGGAUUUGUUCGAGACACGCUGGAAGGUGUCAGAUGGUUGCUGGAGGUCGGUAGAGAGCGGGAGUAG